CAAUGUUACAGAGAGGCUGCUUGUUCUGAGUGCAAUCAGAGAAGACUUUCUACACAGACUUAGUUUCAUAAUGUGGAAACACUUCAGGUGAAGGAGUCUUCUUUCUCUGAGAGACAUCGAGAGCAACAGCUCAAACCUGGAUUUAUUUAUUUUAGGUAGCUUCAGUUAUGACUAAUUGUCAAAAUCAACUUAAUCAUCUCCAUGGAUUUCUUAUUUCAAAGCACCUUUUCAGACAAAGGAACUGCAACAGGCCCUCAGCCCAGCAGUGAUGCUGGCAAUGCAGCACUACAACACUUCGGGCAUUAUCGCCUCCUUUCCCCUCUCUAACCAAACCACCAUGGUGCAGGAGCCUGGGGUGAAUGCUGUAUCCCAUGAUGCCACCAAUCAGUCCAAUCCCACAGGCGCCGGCAUCAGUAUGACUCUGGGCAUACUAUUCAACGUGGUGGCCCUCUUCAUUCUAGCCAAGGCUUACAACCGUUUCCGUCGCCGUUCAAAGGCCACAUUCCUGCUCUUUGCAAGCUCCCUGGUGGCUACAGACCUGGCUGGACAUGUUAUACCCGGAGCCCUUGUGCUGAGCAGGUACUCAGAAGGCAUUGGGUCAAAAGGUGAUCCUGCCCGCAGCUCUCAAAGCAAUCCUGAUGCCUCUUGUCUGUUUCUGGGGAGUUGCAUGGUGUUCUUUGGCCUGUGCCCACUCUUCCUAGGCUGUGCCAUGGCUGCUGAGCGUUGCCUGGGCGUCACAAAGCCUCUGCUGCAUGCUCGUCUGGUGACCACAGCACGGACAAAGAUAGCACUAGCCCUGAUCUGGCUACUGGCUUUAUGCGUGGCCCUUCUACCCUUCUUCGGAUUAGGUGAGUACACCCACCAACACCCGGGGUCAUGGUGCUUUAUCAGGGUGAUGGAAAACACUCAAGCGACCGAUCUGGCCUUUGUGAUACUGUUCUCUGGACUGGCUUUGAGCUCUCUGGCCUCGGCCUUUGUGUGCAAUACCAUCAGUGGGAUCACACUAGUGAGAGCCAGACUAAAGAAGAAGUCCAGCUCCCGACGCAGCUCGGCUAGGUCGCAUGACACUGAGAUGGUAGUCCAGCUGGUUGGCAUCAUGGUGACCUCCUGCAUCUGCUGGAGCCCUCUGCUGAUCUUUGGACUGAUGUCAGCCACACGGUCCUACAGGAAUACCCUGGGCGGUGACAUAGGCACUUAUAGGAGCCUGAUGGUGACAGGGGUCAGGAUGGCAACCUGUAACCAGAUCCUGGACCCGUGGGUCUACAUUCUACUGCGGCGUGCCAUCCUCAGGAAGAUCUACCGCAUCACUAAAAGGCAGGCCAGUUUCAAGACAAGCAAGUUCUACUCCGUCCGCUGGGAUGUCAACUCCUUUCAGAGCUCAGAGAAGAACAGUGUUAAAAAGAUUUAAGGGACUUACAGAGGAAGACUGACAAAAUGGCAGUCAGUUUUCAAGGGUUUCUGUCACUUGACAGCAGGAUCAGCACUGAGCCCAGGAACCUAUCGCCUGGAUCAGACUUCAGUGUUAAAAGGUCCCAAAUGAAACUUGGCUGGUGGGAAAGAGAGCCACCUUGGUUUAUGUGUAUGAAUUAUUAUGUGUUGGGAUCCCAAGUGGUUAAAAAUAGUAUCACAGGCUGAUGAUAACCUGUUAGGUUGUCGUAUGCAUGAGCCAGUGUUACACCACGGACGGAAAAACCCCCAAACU
This is a messenger RNA of Scomber japonicus (chub mackerel), 1702 nucleotides long. Its product is annotated as prostaglandin E2 receptor EP1 subtype-like. Gene Ontology annotation, biological process: positive regulation of cytosolic calcium ion concentration; inflammatory response; adenylate cyclase-activating G protein-coupled receptor signaling pathway. NCBI's taxonomy places the organism in Eukaryota, Metazoa, Chordata, Actinopteri, Scombriformes, Scombridae. Gene Ontology annotation, cellular component: plasma membrane. Gene Ontology annotation, molecular function: thromboxane receptor activity; prostaglandin E receptor activity. The coding region runs from base 269 to 1408 and encodes 379 amino acids. The record is from RefSeq and is a predicted model, not a curated record. The transcript is spliced from 3 exons.